AUGUACGACGACGGUACGGGGCACAAACAAUGGGUAGCAGAAGUUCAGUUUCUCGGUGUUGUGGACCACCCGAAUCUCGUCAACCUUAUCGGUUACUGUGCUGUGGAUGGAGAAAGAGGCAUACAGAGGCUGCUAGUCUACGAAUAUAUGCUCAACAAAAGCUUAGAAUAUCAUCUUUUCAACAGGGCCCAUCCGGCCCUUUCAUGGGAUCGGAGAUUGCAAAUAAUGCUUGGGGCAGCCCAGGGAUUAGCAUAUCUGCACCAAGACUUAGAGAUUCAGGUCAUAUACCGGGAUUUCAAGGCGUCACAGGUGCUACUGGAUAAUGAGUUCAAUCCAAAGCUCUCAGACUUUGGGCUUGCAAGGGAGGGCCCAACUGCUAGCUUAGACAUAACUAAGCUAGGAUACACAGGAAUCUCCCUGACGAAUGGCCUGUUCUCCCCGGUCGGAAUAGGCCGAAUAAUUCCUUCCCUUAGAACCGUUGUGGGGACAUAUGGAUAUGCUGCUCCGGAUUACAUAGUGACGGGGCACCUCACCUCAAAGAGCGAAGUGUGGAGUUUCGGUGUAGUUUUGUACGAAGUCUUGACAGGCAGGCGGUCCCUAGAAAGGGAUCGUCCGAGGGGCGAACAAAAUCUAUUGGAGUGGGUGAAACAAUACCCUGCAGAUAGUCGUAAAUUCAGCACGAUAAUCGACCCGAGGCUAGAUAAAGAGUACUCUCUUAGUGCGGCUCGCAAAAUGGCUAAAUUGGCUGAUAGUUGUUUGGUGAAAAGUGCAAGGGACCGACUGGAGAUGAGUAAGGUAGUUGAGACUUUGAAACAAAUACUUGGGUGCUCGGGGGAGGAAAGUCCUUUGAUAAAGGAUGAGGAUGAUAAGAAGAUGGGGGUUUCGGAGUCGGCCAAGAGAAGAAUGGCACAGUAG
Striga hermonthica is the source of this 915-nucleotide messenger RNA. The record is from the annotation of a GenBank genome assembly. Lineage: Eukaryota; Viridiplantae; Streptophyta; Magnoliopsida; Lamiales; Orobanchaceae.